This is a messenger RNA of Dictyostelium purpureum, 1443 nucleotides long. RefSeq lists its product as uncharacterized. Lineage: Eukaryota; Evosea; Eumycetozoa; Dictyosteliales; Dictyosteliaceae. The transcript has a single exon. The record is from RefSeq and is a predicted model, not a curated record. Bases 1 to 1443 code for a protein of 480 amino acids.
AUGAAUAAUACCAAUGAUAAUCUAUUUUUUUCAGUUUGGAGAAAUAAAUAUUUAUUGAGCGAAAUACAAAGACAUCACAGAUUAUAUAAUGAAAAUAAAAAAAUAGUUAUUGACAAAUCAAUGAACCAGCUUAGAAAUCAUCCAUAUAGAAGAUAUGCAACAAAGAUUAUUGUUUCAGUUAAUGAGCCUUUAGAACCACAUGGUCUAGUUAUUCCCUAUGGUACAAAAGAAAUACAUUUCAAAGGUUUAUUUUGUAUACCAAUAAAUGCAGGUGAUAUUCCAGCAACAGUGACUAGUUUGUAUUUUGGAAAAAAUCAACAAACCAACAUUCAAGCACUUUCUAUACUAAACAUUAUUAAAUUACAAUGCCAUAAUUUCCAAAUAAUCAAUGCAAAUAUGCUUCCACCAUCUCUUACCAGUUUAACUAUGGGAACAGAACAAGUAAUCAAUGUAGGAACUUUUCCAAACUCUUUAAUAGAUUUAAGUCUAUAUCAGUUCAAUAAAAUAAUUAUACCUGGUUCAUUCGGAUCAAUUGUAAAGCUAUACCUUCACUCCUAUGACCAACCUUUAAAAGCUGGUGAUCUACCAGUAACAUGUAAAGUGCUCUUUAUGGGCCAAUAUAACCAACCUCUUCAACCAAAUGUUCUUCCACCUCAUUUAGAAAUACUUACUCUUCCAAGGCUUAUGCACUCAAUAUCACAUGGUGUACUUCCAGAAUCAAUUAUAAAGCUAAACAUUUUUCAUAUUGAACAACCAAACAUUCUAUCAUCUCUAAAGUCAUUAAAAACACUCAAAAUCUACUCUUUUGAUAAAGAGAUAUCCAUCGAUACAUUUCCUCACUCUAUUGAAACUUUAAAGCUGACCCUUUUUACUAAAGUUUUAAAGCCAAAUGUACUCCCUCCAUCAUUGACUAAACUAUGCCUGUUCUACUACAACAAUCCCCUAGUGCCACAUGUAAUACCUCCCAAUCUGCAACAAUUAGAACUUCAAUCAUAUGAUUGUAACCUUGGUAAAAAUUUAUUCCCAAAUUCUUUAAAAUCAAUUUUAUUAUCAAAUUAUAGAAGAAAUUUAUUAGAAAAUGACCUACCAUCAUCCAUUACAGAGCUGGAUUUUGGCGAACGUGGGCCAAACAAACUUGGUGCUAAUUCAAUUCCAUCAUCUGUUAAAGUUUUAAAACUGCCAUUAAACUACAACCAACCUCUUCAAGUCGGUAUUAUUCCCAAUUCAGUUGCAGAUUUAACUUUACCUAGUCAAUAUAAUCAUCCUCUUCAAGUAGGUAUAUCACCAGAAUCUCUAAUUAGAUUAAACUUUGGUUAUUACUUUAGCCAACCAUUUGAUCCAAAUACAAUUAAUAUCCCACAAUCUGUUACUCAAAUAAAACUACCCAAAUCAUAUCCACAUCUAAUACCACCCUAUCUAUACAAAAAAUUAGAUAAAAAAUAA